This is a messenger RNA of Nannospalax galili (Upper Galilee mountains blind mole rat), 942 nucleotides long. Its product is annotated as olfactory receptor 2M3-like. Bases 4 to 942 code for a protein of 312 amino acids. Gene Ontology annotation, molecular function: G protein-coupled receptor activity; olfactory receptor activity. Gene Ontology annotation, cellular component: membrane. The record is from RefSeq and is a predicted model, not a curated record. Gene Ontology annotation, biological process: G protein-coupled receptor signaling pathway. The transcript has a single exon. Lineage: Eukaryota; Metazoa; Chordata; Mammalia; Rodentia; Spalacidae.
AUUAUGCAAUGGAAUAACUGGACCCUCAACUCCGACUUCAUCCUGCUGGGGAUUUUUGAUCACAGUCCUGUUCACACCUUCCUCUUUUCUCUUGUCCUGAGUAUAUUCCUGGUGGCCCUGAUGGGGAACUCUGUCAUAGUUCUCCUCAUCUACCUGGAUGCUCAGCUCCACACCCCCAUGUACAUCCUCCUCAGCCAACUUUCCCUGAUGGACCUCAUGCUCAUCUGCACUACUGUACCCCAGAUGGCCUUCAACUUCCUCUCUGGCAAUAAAUCCAUCUCCAUGGCUGGCUGUGGAAGCCAGAUAUUCUUCUAUGUGACUCUACUUGGAGCAGAGUGUUUUCUGUUGGCUUUAAUGGCCUAUGACCGCUAUGUGGCCAUUUGUCACCCACUAAGGUAUCCAGUUCUCAUGAGUCCCAAAAUCUGUGGUCUCAUGGCUGCUUCUUCCUGGAUUCUCGGCUCACUCGAUGGCAUAAUCGAGGUUGCAGCUGCGUUGUCUUUCUCAUACUGUGGAUCCCGAGAAAUACCUCACUUUUUCUGUGACGUUCCUGCCCUGCUCACUCUCUCAUGUAGCGAUACAUCGAUGUUUGAAAAGAUGAUAUUUUUCUGCUGUGUAAUUAUGCUUCUCUUCCCUGUAGCAAUCAUCAUUGCUUCUUACACUCGUGUAAUUCUGGCUGUCGUUCAAAUGGGAUCUUCUGAGAGCCGCCACAAAGCUUUUGCCACUUGUUCCUCUCACCUCAUGGUGGUGGGAAUGUACUAUGGAGCAGCCAUGUUCAUAUACAUGCGGCCUUCUUCUGGUCGUUCCCCCAAACAGGACAAGAUUGUGUCAGCCUUCUAUACCAUCCUCACUCCCAUGCUGAACCCCCUCAUUUACAGCCUCCGAAAUAGAGAGGUAGCCAGAGCAUUCAUGAAAGUGUUGGGCAUAGACAAGGCUACAGAAUGA